AUGAAUAUCAUAAGAUUUAAGAUAAAUGAAAAAGUAUUAUGUCAUAAACAUGAAGACCCUGAAGGAUCAUAUAGAGAAGCAAGAAUUCUUGAUACAAGAGAAAAUAAUGGAAAUACAGAAUAUUAUAUUAGAUAUACAGAAUAUAAUAAACGAUUAGAUGAAUGGACAACAACAAAUAAUAUUAUACGAUAUUCAUCAAAAGAAAAUAUUAUUAGACCUACAACAAAAGAAGAUGGAAUUGGUCAACGUAAAAUGACAAGAUCAUUACGUCAAUCAAAUGUUUCAAUGUUAGAAAAAGAUAGUGAAAUUAAUGAUAAAAUAGGAACACAAGAAAAUGAAAUAUUUCAAAGAACAAAAAAUAUUCAAAAUGUUACUAUUGGAGAUUAUGAUUUAAAUGUAUGGUAUUUUUCACCAUAUCCUGGAGAAUAUGGACAUGUAGAAAGAUUAUAUAUUUGUGAACAUUGUCUUAAAUAUAUGUCUAAAGCAAAUACUUAUAUUAAACAUAGAGAACAUUGUCCAUAUCAUUUUCCACCAGGAUUAUUAAUUUAUAAAGAUGAUAAAAAACAUUUAGCAUUUUUUGAAGUUGAUGGAGCAGAAGCAAAAAUGUUUUGUCAAUCACUUUGUUUAUUAAGUAAAAUGUUUUUAGAUCAUAAAACAUUAUAUUAUGAUGUAGAACCAUUUUAUUUCUAUAUUCUUUGUGAAUUUAAUUAUAAUGAACAAUGGAAAAGUGAUGAUUAUCAUAUUGUUGGUUAUUUUUCAAAAGAAAAAGCUAGUCCUGAUGGUUAUAAUUUAAGUUGUUUAAUGGUAUUACCACAUUAUCAAAGAAAAGGAUAUGGUAAAAUGCUUAUUUCAAUGAGUUAUGAAUUAAGUAAAAUUGAAGGAAUUCCAGGUAGUCCAGAAAAACCAUUAAGUGAUUUAGGAUUAGUUAGUUUUAAAAGUUAUUGGUCAGGAGUAAUUGCAGAAGAAUUAUUAAAUUCAACUGAGAUUCCUUCUAUUGAAGACCUUACUUUAAAAACAGGAAUAACAAAAGAAGAUUGUGUUAGUACUUUAGAUACUUUAGGUUGUAUUUCUCCAUAUCGAGGAUCACAAAUUAUUUCAAUUAACCAAAAUACAAUGGAAAAAUUACGUAAAAAAUCUUUAGAGAAUAAGGUUUUAGUAAAAAAAGAAUUACUUCAUUGGAAACCACAUUCAGUAGUAGUAAAAUAUCCUAAUGUUAUGCAAACACUUAGGACAUAUUGUUAA
This is a messenger RNA of Entamoeba dispar SAW760, 1242 nucleotides long. RefSeq names its product myst histone acetyltransferase, putative. The transcript has a single exon. Gene Ontology annotation, molecular function: histone acetyltransferase activity. The record is from RefSeq and is a predicted model, not a curated record. The coding region runs from base 1 to 1242 and encodes 413 amino acids. Gene Ontology annotation, biological process: regulation of DNA-templated transcription. Lineage: Eukaryota; Evosea; Mastigamoebida; Endamoebidae.